AUGGAACAGGGUGAAGUCUGGCGUCUCCUCAAAGAUAUCUUCAGCAUAUCUCAAGAUGCAGAUUUUAUCAUGCAUCAGCCAGCCAUCCGUGAAGAUGUGUACUCAUACGAGUAUGAAGAUGGACCAGGCCCUGACACCCAGAACCUCGCCUUCAAUCUCACACAUGGAUCUAACACCCCUUGGAAUGCAAGAAUCCUCGAUAUGCUACUUAAAGAAUUGCAAAGGAGGAAUGUGGAAGAGCAGUGGCCGUUCCAAAGGUCAGAUGGGUAUUAUAAAGUGAUUCUUGAGGAUCGCUAUAAGCGGCUGUGGACGGCCUGGAGAGCAGCACAACCAAAGGUCACAGCAAAGGGCAUCUUGGAAACUGCAGCAGAGGUGGAGGAGAGGUUGAUCACAAAGAGAGGCAAAAAUCUGAAGUCGGUUUGUCAAACAACUUGUCAGCGGAAUAAAUACAUUCGCAGAGCAAAAAUGCUUGAGCAUAUCAUCAAGCUGAAGGACGAUGAGGAUGAUGACCUACCAGCUUGGAUGUGGCUUCAAAAACUAAUCAAGACACUGGGAGAUGGUGGCAUGAGUUCAGAAGAAAGCAACGUGGAAAACAACGUACAAUGUGUACUCCGAGUGAAGAACAUGGCAUGGCGUCAUGGGAUAGAGUGA
Messenger RNA from Suillus paluster, 651 nucleotides. RefSeq lists its product as uncharacterized. NCBI's taxonomy places the organism in Eukaryota, Fungi, Basidiomycota, Agaricomycetes, Boletales, Suillaceae. The coding region runs from base 1 to 651 and encodes 216 amino acids. The transcript is spliced from 2 exons. The record is from RefSeq and is a predicted model, not a curated record.